Messenger RNA from Marchantia polymorpha subsp. ruderalis, 2696 nucleotides. NCBI's taxonomy places the organism in Eukaryota, Viridiplantae, Streptophyta, Marchantiopsida, Marchantiales, Marchantiaceae. The record is from the annotation of a GenBank genome assembly.
GGCAAUUUCCCGAAGGCCGGGCUUUCGUUGGUGCGAGCUCAGACAUCGCCGCGCACAUCGCACGCAGAGCAGCAGAGCGAUUCGCUUCGUCGACCAUGGAGGAGUAAACUGCAAUUGCUCACAUCGCAUCGUAAUCAGUGCGGCGCAAAAUGUGCGCGUUCGUCUGUGCAGGUGCAGGGCUCGCUCGGCCUCUGCCUCUGCGCCAAUUCGGACUCGCGGAUUCGGAAGAAACCUCGCCAGCAUUCGUUUCGCUGCGGCGCUGCCCGAAGACGCAGAAGCGGAAGCAAAAGCAGGACGUGCUCGGACUCGUUCGUGCUCAGGCCAAGGCGGAGGUCGGAGUGGAAUCAGGUGCUCGAGCGAGAGGGCCUUUGAAGCAAGGCGGGCUCGACGUAAUUGGAAAUGCGCGAGCUGUGGACUUGUCGUCGUACCGAGCGGAUGGAAGCGGGGAGUCGUGCGUGGAUUGGAAUAGCGAUGCGAGGUUGCGGAGGAGCUGCGAGGUUGGGAAAGCAUUGCGGGUCGCCGUGUUGGUGAGCGGUGGAGUGGAUAGCAGCGUGGCGCUGCGCCUGCUCUGCGAUGCCGGUCACUCGUGCACUGCGUAUUAUCUGAAAAUUUGGUUCCAGGAGGACUUCGAGAAUUUCUGGUCCGCCUGUCCCUGGGAGGAAGACUUGAGCUUCGCGCAGAGCGUUUGUAGCGAUGCGGGCGUCGAGCUCAAAGUCGUGCACCUGACCGACGAGUACUGGGCCAAGGUGGUGUCGGAAAGCCUCGCGGAAAUUCGAGCCGGAAGAACCCCUAAUCCCGACAUGCUGUGUAACUCGAAGAUCAAAUUCGGAGAUUUUCUCGAGCACAUUAAAGAUUCCUCAUUCGACCGGAUCGCGUCAGGGCACUAUGCUCGGGUGGAGAGAGUUCCCGGCUCUACUAACAAUAAUAACAACAGCGAGCACCGAAUUGCCCAGCUCUGCUUAUCUCCCGACGAGGUCAAGGAUCAGACCUACUUCCUGUCCCAGCUUACACAAGAGCAAAUGUCUCGCCUCAUGUUCCCCAUCGGAGGGCUGGCCAAGUCGGAAGUGCGGCAGGUUGCAGAGGCCAUGGGCCUGUCGAACAAACAGCGCAAGGAUUCUCAGGGCAUUUGCUUUCUCGGGAAGGUGAAAUUCCGCGAGUUCAUCGAAAGGCAUCUCGGCGAGAAGGAAGGGCUGAUGCUGGAAGCUGAGACCGGCGAGGUUUUAGGUACGCACACAGGAUUCUGGUUCUACACCAUCGGACAGCGGCAAGGCCUGCGCCUCUCGAACGGACCCUGGUUCGUGGUCGCCAAAGAUGUGCAGCACAAUGUGCUGUUCAUCUCCAGGAAGUACUUCAGCGACAAGAAAAGGCGCUCGUUCCGAGUCGGCGCUCUGAAUUGGAUCUCGGGGCACCCUCCCUCUGCUCUGACAGGGAUGCGCUGCAAGGUUCGACAUGGUCCCAAAAUGUAUGGUUGUAGUUUCCAGUUCGAUGGCUCCCAAGAAUCCACUUCCCUUCCUAUGAAUUCUCAAACAGCGACGGUGCUGCUAGCUGAAGACGAUCAAGGAAUCGCUCCCGGACAGUAUGCUGCAUUUUAUCAGGGUGAUGUGUGCCUCGGGUCAGGAGUUAUUCUCGAAGCGUUGGGAGAUGAUCAGGAAGUCAAUGUGUCCGCCACAGCUUUGGCUGCCGCCAGAACGCACGGCGAUCCUCGAGUCUGGAAAGACUCGAAGCCUUCGAGGAUUCGGUCCGCUAGUGUACUCAAGGGAGAUGAGGCAGAGCGGAAUCGAGGAAGGAGGACCAAAAGUACGAGCACAUCUGGAGACGUCGCCGAUUCCAUUUCACCACCGAGCCCCUCUCCCUCUCCCUCUCCCUUGCCCGAGAAUGUGUACCCGAAUUCAGCCUCGAGAAACUGGACACUUUCAUCAAUCUUGUCCCAGGCCAUGUCAUGGUUCAAGGUCUCUUGAAUAAACACCACGGAUUUGGAAUUUGAGGGGCUCAGUCUUCACGAUGUGUGCGUGAGGUUUGUGUUUGCCAUGAGGUUUUGCACGCUCGAAAGAAAGAGAUCCAAACAGACUCCAGUGUCCACUACUCUACGGAAUCUUGGGUUCCAGGCCAGGCCAGGCCAGGCCACAGCUCUAUGACAUGGUUACACUACGAGGCUCUGGCCUUGCAGUUCUGUUUCGGACCAUUUCGGUGGUGCUAGGAAGGCCAUGCCACGUCCAGAUCCCAGAGUCCGGAUGCUGCGUGCGAGCAGUGUCUGGGCCUAAGAUCACGAUCUUCGGGAUGAAUAUACUUACAGAUGGCAAUGGCUUCAGAUGCGAUCUUCGUUCCGGACACCACUUAGAGCUGCCACUAAGUGUGUACUCUCUCCCACAAAUUGACUAAUCUCGACUUUCAUCCCUCUACUCUCGAGUGCAAUCAGAGUUUAUUCUCCCAAUAGUGCCAUGUCGAAUGAUUGACAUCCUCCCUUUAAUGAUUAUUAGAUUGUAACUAGCAAAUGUUUCUAAUAAUAACUUGAUAUUAUUCAAUAAUCACAAUUCCAAAUAUAAUUUGGGAGAUACGAUUACUAUCAUGAUCGCAAUUGAAAAUCGCAAGAAUGGAAAAACGUGAGAUAGGUUUAUUUAAACAUCUAUCUCAACAAUUUAGGUUUUUCAGACAUAAGUAAAAUAUUUCGCUACACAUAGUAUCAUUGUCCUGAUUUU